AUGGGCGGAAUGCUAGGCAGGAUGGAUUGGCUUGGCAACACCCUAUUCAUAGGCUCGGCAACGUUGUUCCUCGUGGCCGUCUCAUGGGGCGGUCUGCGCUACAGUUGGAGCAGCGCCGGCACCCUCGUACCCUUAUCGCUCGGGGCGAUGUACGGACAGCUUUACUACGUGCCUCUCUAUUUCAUGGACGUCAAGGGCUUCACUCCGACGCUGACCGGCGUCGCACUCCUUCCCGUCAUGUUUACGUUGGUGCCGGCGUCCAUCGUCACAGGAUGGCUCGUUACAGUGUCCAACAACUACCAGUGGCCAAUUUGGAGCGGCUGGACUCUAGCUACUGUCGCCUCUGGUCUGAUGCUGAUCUGGGAUGCCGAUACGUCUGCAAAAAUAUGGGUGCCGACGCUCGUCCUCCUUGGUCUUGGCCACGGCUCCAUCUUGAACGCGCAGAACAUGGCCUCGCAUGCCCUAUGCGAGGAAGGCGACGAAUCGAUCGCCGCGGGCAUGUAUGCCUCUCUUCGACAGGGUGGCAUGGCACUCGGAGUCGGCGUCGGCGGGUCCAUCUUCCAGAAUGUUAUGCAGCUCAAGUUGGAGAGAGAUGGGCUGCCAUCCGCGGGCACUUAUGGGGGUACGCACGCCAUUACGAGCAUUCUCAGCGCUUCCACGGACGAUAGCAUGCAGUCUCAAAUACUGGAUGCGUACGUCUAUGGUUUGCGAGGCGUCUAUGGGCUGUACGUCGGCGUGUCGGGAGCGGCGCUUUUGAUGAGUCUGUUGAUCAAAGGCGUUUCAUUGGAUAAGGAGUCGCGAUCUAAACACAGGGUGCAUGCGACUGCGGUGGGCCAUAAUAGCAUUGAGCAGAUCUAG
Molecule: messenger RNA, 858 nt
Organism: Colletotrichum chrysophilum
Lineage: Eukaryota; Fungi; Ascomycota; Sordariomycetes; Glomerellales; Glomerellaceae
Exons: 2
Coding region: 1-858 (285 amino acids)
Biological process (GO): transmembrane transport
Molecular function (GO): transmembrane transporter activity
Source: RefSeq, a predicted model, not a curated record